CAUUUUCCUGCCCUCAGGAAGUGGGGGCUGUGAGAUUCCAGUUGCCGGAAGUGUUGUUUCGGUGUUUCUGGUUGAAUUUGUUCAACUUUUGCGCGGUGUGAUCGUGACAGGGUUUCUCUGUAUAACCCUGGCUGUCCUGGAACUCACUCUGUUUACCAGGCUGGCCUCAAACCCAGAAAUCCACCUGCCUCUGCCUCUGCCUCCCAGAGUGCUGGGAUUACAGAACAUUGCUUCAGAUUCAUCCACCCCCCCCUCAAGUGAAAAAUAUAUGAAUCAGAAUUGCAUAUUCCCUGGACAAAACUCUGAGUAGAGACCAGAAUGCUUCACUUCAUCCAGAAAAUGUCUGGAGCAUCUUCAAAGAUGCUGAAGAACCCUUUUACAGUGAGACUCAGAGCCAGCAGAAUAGAUGUACUUUCUCCCAAGACAUGUCUUCUGCAGAACUUUUCCUCUUUGUGUCCAAGAGUUUGGCUUUCUACGUCAUUUCAAGUGUGUAUGCAGAAGAUACAAUGCUAUCAUGCGUCCCCAUGCAACUUUAGAAAGCAGAAGGAGGCAGUCCUUCCCCCAAGGAAACCAAGCACCAUCACAUACCUUCGUGAUAGCCCAAAGCCAGCCUUAUAUAUAGCUCUGGUGGGGUUAAUCCCCUUUACUGCUCCACCACUCCUCAUGGUAAUAACAAAGUCUUAUAUCCCCAUACUAGCUUUUACUCAGAUGGCUUAUGGAGCUGGUUUCCUAGCUUUCUUGGGAGGGAUCAGGUGGGGCUUCGUUCUGCCAGAAAGUAGUCCAGCCAAACCAGACUACCUUAAUUUAGCUAGUAGUAUGAGUCCUGUUCUGUUUUCAUGGGCGGCCAUUCUAUUUUCUGAAAGACUCAAUGAAGCCAUAGUCACAUUAAUAAUAGGUUUAGGGAUAGCAUUACACAAUGAACUUUCCCUCUUACCACAUUAUCCCAACUGGUUCAAAGCCUUAAGGAUCCUAAGUACUUUAGUGGCUUUUAUCUCAUUUGUAGUCACUUUAAUACUUGAAAAUAUUUACCCAGAAAAAGGGCCCAAGAGACUUGGUUGAGUAGAAAUAUAAAACUACUUUCUUGAUAUUAUUUACAGUAUCUGUGGAGGCCAGAAGACUGUUGAAUCCUCUGGAGCUGGCUUCCCAGACGAUUCUGAGCCACUUUGUCUAGACUGGGAGCUAAAUUUGGGUCUAUGGCAGUCCAUAGUUGUGAGCACUGAGCCACUCUACCCUGUAAAGCUGCAUUUCAGAAACACAGCUCUGUCCCCCUUGUUUGGCUCAUUUCCCCCUCCCACUGAUAGGAACUUAUUCUUCAUACAUAGUUUUUGUUUUCUAAAGAGGAUUUCUUUUAUCCAGAAGAUGGUAGUACACACCUUUUAUCCCAGGAGAAAGGAGUAAUAAGGUUAGUUUACAUUUUUGUGUGUAUGAAUUGUAUAGUCAUGUACCUAGACAUUUCAGUGUUUUGAUUAUACUGAGAACAGUAAAAAAUAAGAUAAAAAAUCCUGUAUUAGAGUUUAACAAUCAUGAAGGCAUAUUUCAUGAAAAGAAUCCUUCUUGUAGUGGUUUGAAGAGAUUUCGCCCUCAUAGACUCAUGUGUUUGAAUAUGUUUGGCCCAAAGAGGGGGGCACUAUUAGGUGUGUGGUCUUGUUGGAGGAAUUGUGUCACUGUGGGGAGGGCUUGGAGAUCUUCCUCCUAGCUGCCUGGAAGACAGUCUUCUGGUUGCCUUUGGUACAAGAUGUGGAACUCUCAGCAGUGCUAGUGCUGCCAUGCUUCCUGCCUUGAUGAUAAUGAACUGAACCUCUGAACCUGUAAGCCAGCCCCAAUUAAAUGUUGCCCUUUAGAGUUGCCUUGGUCAUGGUGUCUCCUCACAGCAAUGGAAAUCUAAGGCACUACUAAGAAGUUCAUGACACCUUAAAAAUAAAAGUAUUUCUGUCAAGUUCUUAUAGCA
Apodemus sylvaticus (European woodmouse) is the source of this 1948-nucleotide messenger RNA. RefSeq names its product transmembrane protein 69 (gene Tmem69). The coding region runs from base 319 to 1059 and encodes 246 amino acids. The record is from RefSeq and is a predicted model, not a curated record. The transcript has 4 exons. NCBI's taxonomy places the organism in Eukaryota, Metazoa, Chordata, Mammalia, Rodentia, Muridae.